Molecule: messenger RNA, 2374 nt
Organism: Ilyonectria robusta
Lineage: Eukaryota; Fungi; Ascomycota; Sordariomycetes; Hypocreales; Nectriaceae
Product: heterokaryon incompatibility protein-domain-containing protein
Exons: 2
Coding region: 47-1969 (640 amino acids)
Source: RefSeq, a predicted model, not a curated record
ACAAUGCCCACUACUUCCCUUCGCCAAUACACCAUCCAAGCUCUCUAUGGCAGCCCAUGUCAAACUUCAGGAUGGCCUUUGUUCAGAUUGCCGGGGCGUUCUUCUCGUCAAGACAUCUGACGCUUCUAAGAAGACUGUCAUAAUCGAGGAGCAGACCUUCAAAGUAUUCAGGGAAGCUGUACGAAAUAGGUGUUACAUCUGCUCCGUCGUAUGGAACCUGAGCCGUCAAUAUCGUCAUCGAUGGUCUGAAUCGCCUGAGUUAUGGAGGCCUAUGCAGUUCAAUGCAACUGUAGAUUCGAAUGCGGCCUUUGAGCUGUAUGUUUCUUAUUCGAACCCUUCGACGAGCAAUGGUGCUGGAGCUCAUUUUUCUCUCGUUUCUAUUGACGACGCCGAAUACAAGGGGAGGCUUGAAACAGCAGUCCUUCAGAAUGUCUUAUCGGCGAGCGCUGCGACUGCGACCGGACUCCAAUGGCUUACGCACUGCCGCGCUUCCCACCCGGCUUGUAGAGAAAGCCAUCUCUCACCCAAAAGCUGGCAUCCUACGCGGAUGCUGGAUAUUGGCAGCCAGGAUUCCACAAGCUGGAGACUCUGCGUAACAGCCGAAGGUGCGGUACCGUCUUCAGCACGUUACCUUACUCUCAGCUACCGCUGGGGCUCGAAUCCAAUUCGUCUCUUGUCUUCCAACGUUGAAGCCUUUCGCAGAGGUUGGCCAAUCGCUGAACUUCCCGUCUUGUUUCGAGACGUAUUCGAAGUUGCCCGGCAAUUUUAUAUUCGCUACGUCUGGAUAGAUGCUCUAUGUAUCAUCCAAGACCAGCAGGACGACUGGGCCAGAGAGGCCUCAACCAUGCAUCUUGUUUACUCCAACUCUGUAUGCACAAUUGCUGCCUCGGGGUCUACAAGCCCAGAUGAUAGUCUCUUUCACGAGGGAGUCCCAGCCUUUAUUCGUCCCGGUAUGGUUCAAAGCACGUUGUGCUCUGAUGAGCCCCAGUCUUUCUACAUCUUGGACUACAAUUAUUGGGACCGCCAGAUCCACGAGGGCCCCUUACACAAUCGUGGUUGGGUAUUCCAAGAACGACAUCUUUCGCCACGCACUCUCUUCUUUGGACGACAUCAGAUUCUCUGGGAAUGUUGGACUGAGCACAAAUGCGAAGCAUUUCCUAAAGGAGUUCCCUUUCAUCAUUCUGAUAAGACAUUGAACCUCCCCAGGGUAGAGCUGGAAGCGCCCUCCCCACAGAACAACGUAAAGAAUGUGAGGUCAAUGAGCCUUUGGGGUCGUCUGAUAACAGAGUACUCUCGUUGUGAGCUUACGCAUCCCUCCGACAAACUUCACGCCAUAGCUGGGGUUGCUAAAUGGUUUGAGAAAGUUACCGGCGAUGAAUACGUGGCUGGUUUGUGGAAAUCACGAUUUGAGCUCAUGCUGGACUGGAGAAUACAUGAGCCUAAACCACGUCUCACACAAGAUUACCGAGCUCCGUCCUGGUCUUGGGCAUCUGUUGAUGGACCUGUCAAACUAUGGGGACUGUCAGCCAAGGCAGAAUGUCUUGUAGAGCUAGUGCGCACGACAGUAGAAACCAGCACGCCAGACAAGAUGUCCACCGUUCUACGUGCCUCGGCUGUCCUCAGGGCCAGAGUCAUACCGGCAAUUUGCGAGCUUGUCGAUCUGCCGUUUGUCACUUUUCAGACUUCUGCCGGCGAGUUCCGUGUACAGAUCUUUCUAGACACCUCAGAUGUGCAAGUCAUCCAAGGCAGGAAAAUUUCUUAUAUGCCUUUGAAGCUCGGCUAUAACUACUUCCAGGACGAAACAACGACACGUCGCAUUGUAUGCAUUAUGCUAGAACAACUCGGAACAUGGUCAAACCGGUUGCCUCAAUAUCGUCGACUGGGGCACUUCGUCCUUCAUGAACAAGAUAGUGUUGAUCUUGACUCAUUGUGUGUUGAGCCUGAAAUGGGCGAAGCUGAGAUCGUCUAACGAGAACGGCGGACAUACAGCUGCUCUGUAGGAAGCAUCGCAUCAUGUUGCAGGACAUGUCGAGGAGGUUACAAGGUUUAGAGAAUUGUGUGCGUUAUUUUACCGAUACAGAUCUCUCUGCCAUUUUAACAGUGAGUACACUUCAGACCGUCCCAAAAUGAUCAAACGCCCACGCCAAUCUAUUCAACUGUCAUUGAGCCUUCGUGUGUUACCUGCGCGAAGUGGAGCUUGUCUGCAUCGGCGUCCGCGACAUGGCUGCCGAGCUGGGGUCCAAGUUUACGCUCCACAGGCAUAUGUGCAACGGUUGUGCCGUUAUCCUAGCCGGCCAGCUUACCACGUUCAAAUUAUCGUAUUAAGUAGUCCAAUAAUUUCUUAGAUUCCUCUGCAGCUAUUUUUCUAGUCGAC